UUUCUUUGUGAUGGAUGAUUCAAAAAUGGAUACUGAUGAUUAUGUACACGAAAAUAAUAAAGUAUUCGAUAUUUUAUUCCAAAAUAUCAAAGCUUUUGAGCUGGAAGAAAUCAGAGGAUUUUUUGAACGAUUUGGUUGUUUUGAUGUAAAGUCAGCUGGAGAUGAAACUGGUUAUCGGUUUGUUAAAUUUAGGAGUUACGAUGAUGCUAAAAGAGCAUUUGAAGCAUACAAGGAGAAUGAAAACUUCAAAUUUCUAAAACCUCGUAAAAAGAAACAAGAACAAUCGAAUCCUAUAUGGGAGGACCGAAAUAUAAAUGUUUCUGUUGGCAAUAGUGGUAAAGAUGGUGAAAGUAACAAUAGUGGCCAAAAAAAUAGAAGAAAUUCUAAUGCUAAAGGUAAACAGAACUGUAGACAUGAUUAUGGAAAUAAAAGUUCACCUAAGUCUUCAAAUGACAACGAUGGCUUUGAAAAUCAUUUUUCUGCAGCUGACUCUGAAAGUUACAAUUCUAACAAAUCGGACAGUAAAGAUUCGAGUCAUUUAUUUAACAGCAAACCAAAGUAUAAUUCUAAUAAUUUAGACAUGAAUUAUUUAAAGAAAAAAUGGAACUCUAACGUUAAUAAUCAGACAAGACCAAACAAUUCAAGAAACUCACAAGGCAAUUCUACUGAUGCAAUGACACAGGAAACCAAUCUAGAAGAAAUGCCUGAUCUUGAAUUAGUAAAAUCUAAGGAUUCAACGAGGCCAAUACUGGAUGCGCAGGAAGUUGUUGUCGGAAACAUCCCAUGCAAUUAUGGGUCUGCUUAUAUUUUGCAUUUGUUUGACAAUUUUGAGCCACUUGCAGUCAGUAACGUAGUAAUUGAACCAAAAACAAACAUUCGGUACUGUUUUGUGUAUUUCAAGUCACCUGAAGACUCCACUAGAGUAGAAUCACGUUUUGAUCGAUUAGAUAUUGAGGGAAAGAAGGAUGCUCAUCAGCGAUCUAUUCUGUAG
This is a messenger RNA of Copidosoma floridanum, 991 nucleotides long. RefSeq lists its product as uncharacterized. Gene Ontology annotation, molecular function: RNA binding. NCBI's taxonomy places the organism in Eukaryota, Metazoa, Arthropoda, Insecta, Hymenoptera, Encyrtidae. The record is from RefSeq and is a predicted model, not a curated record.